AUGACAAAACCAAGAAACAUCGGAGUUCUGUCUCAUCUCUUUUUAACGGCCAUUUUAGUUGUUCCCACCUUAUCAGACGGUGGAGAUCAUGAGAGGUUUAAAAGACGUGAUCCUCUUAACAGCUUUACGUAUUACAACGGAAGUUUUGACGUUAGAGACAAACAUUAUUGGGCAGCUACAGCAUUUACGGGAAUACACGGUUACGUCGUCGCCGGAGUGUUACUUAUCGCAGGUGUAUGUUUCGCACUUUACGUAACUUUCUUUGACAAAAGAAGACGCGUUUCUUCCACUCGCUGUCCGAAGCUGGACCGUUACUAUCUUCCUCUCUUCUUACUUCUCCUCCUCUUCAUGUUUCUCUCCAUGGCAGCGUCAGGGAUAGUUAUAGCAGCGAACCAGAGCUCGAGGAACAGAACAGAGGAGAUGAAAGAAACUAUAGACAAAGCAGGAGAAGAUCUUGACAAAAACAUACGUACUGUGAUAACAUCGCUAACGAGGAUACAGUACUUGCUGCUUCCGUAUGAUCAGAAAACGACUCAUCUUCUUAAUGUCACUAGUCAUCGACUCAGAAGAGGAUCUCUGCUUAUUCAAAGCUUUGUUCACACUAAUGGUCCAACCAUUGAUCUCGCCAUAAACAUCUCGUAUGUAACUCAUCUUAUGAUUGCAUCCACUAACUUGUUUGUUCUGCUUCUGGCCUUUGUUCCUAUCUUGCUUCAUUGGCAUCCUGGGUUCAUCAUGGUGAUAUUCUUGUGUUGGAUCUUAACCACUCUUUCUUGGGUUCUAACUGGAUUUGAUUACUUCCUUCACACAUUCGCAGGAGACCUUUGUUCAGCUUUCAGUGACUUUGUGCAGAACCCACAAAACAAUACAUUGACAAAUCUUUCACCUUGCAUGGAUCCUCUUCACUCUGAUACAACGCUAAUAGAAGUCAGCUCAAUGAUCCGUAACUUCAUCACCGAGUUAAACACAAAAGUAGCAGAUUAUGCGUUAACUGGUCGGAGUAACACUGCAUCGUUGGCGCCAAAAUCUGGACUAGUAUGUGAUCCAUUUGCUGGACAACAGAUUAACAGCUACACACCACAACGCUGCUCCAAUGGCGCCAUUCCAAUAGGCCAGUUCCCAAAUGUUCUUUCGAGAUUCACAUGCCACGACAAUGUUCCACCAGAAACCUGCAAAAUUACCGGGAAGUUCAUCCCGGAAGCAGCUUACCUAAGAGUCUAUGCUUACAGCAACUCAGCUCAAGGGAUGCUUGACAUAUUACCUUCUCUUCAAAACCUAACUCAAUGCCUUCACGUGAAAGACACGUUAUCUAGCAUUGUCUCUAACCAGUGUAAACCCUUUAGGGCUUCAAUGUAUCGUCUCUGGGCAUGCAUGCUUGCGCUCUCUUUAAUCAUGAAGGUUGUGGUGUUGCUCUUCCUCGCUAAAGCAUUCCAAGAGAAAGGAAAGAGUUUUGCUAGGUUUUCGAUUUAUCCAACUUCUGGAGAAGUACAACAAGUGACUAUAUAGUGAUGACUGGUGAGUGUGUAUAUGCAUUGUUUUUUUUUUGUAUUUACUUUUUUCUUUUCAUGAAAAACAGGAGAUACAUAGAAUAUUUGAAGAAUUGUAAGUAUGUAUGACACUAUAUCAGA
Molecule: messenger RNA, 1625 nt
Organism: Eruca vesicaria subsp. sativa (arugula)
Lineage: Eukaryota; Viridiplantae; Streptophyta; Magnoliopsida; Brassicales; Brassicaceae
Source: the annotation of a GenBank genome assembly